AUGUUCUCCAGUGACUCCAACCCAGGAGGCCUUUCAGCGCCCGCCCGCCUCCCAGACCAGGCCACCCUCCCCGCCACCAUCACAGAGACGAACCCAUUCUACAUCGACAUGAGCCAAGGUACGCACCGCAAGGCCCUCUCACCCUUCGCCUCCACCCUCACCCGUCGAAAGAAGCCCACCCUCCGCCCUCGCUCCUCGGCAGAGAUCCUCGCAGAGCUACAAGUCGAACAAAAUAAUCGUCCCGCAGAACACGUCGCCUCCCGCCCCUCAACACCAACUCCCUCCCGUCCUCCACGAAUCCCCAAGACGCCAUCACCAAGGUCACCGCGUAGCAGCAGUAGCAGCCCUUCCCAGAACUUCAUAACUCCAGAAAGUAACCACAACACACCCCACAAGCGCACCAUCCUACCCCCCACCCCCGCCGUCACCUCCUCAACCUCCUCGCACCGCAGCAUCGACGUAGACGGCGACAUCCACAUGAAAAACACGACCCCAGAAACUCAUCCCCAACAACACGCCCUCCGCGCUCUCGUAACGCAGGUAUUUCACGACACCUUCUCCCUCGAACGCACUCGACUCAUAGACGAGAUCCGUAGACAGGUUCUCACUGCCCUAGAACGACAGAUUGGACCGCUUGUAAGGGAAAACUUUGAGGCUGCGUUGGCGGAGGCGUUGGAGGAGCCGUUUGAAGAGGGGGAGGGAGGGAGGAAGAGGGAGGUUGCUAUUGUUAGGGUUGUGAGGGAGCGGUUGAGGGGGUUGAGUUGUAAUGAGCUCGUCGAGGUUUUUUGUAAUGAGGAGGUUUUGGGGGUGCUUAGAAGGUUGGUUGGGGUUGUUGAGGCGGAGGUCUUGAUGCAGAGUUGGGAUGUUGUUGGAUGA
Colletotrichum acutatum is the source of this 876-nucleotide messenger RNA. RefSeq lists its product as uncharacterized. The record is from RefSeq and is a predicted model, not a curated record. Bases 1 to 876 code for a protein of 291 amino acids. Lineage: Eukaryota; Fungi; Ascomycota; Sordariomycetes; Glomerellales; Glomerellaceae. The transcript has a single exon.